Didymodactylos carnosus is the source of this 828-nucleotide messenger RNA. Lineage: Eukaryota; Metazoa; Rotifera; Eurotatoria; Philodinida; Philodinidae. The record is from the annotation of a GenBank genome assembly.
AUGCGAGCCGGUUCAUCAGCAGCAGCCGUGGAGCGUCCUGUUGACUCACCAUUACCACCGUUAAUCAGUUCAGACCUAAAUAUCACAACAAUAACAUCACCGCUAAUUGGAGCUGGCUCAACAAUUGCGAGACAUUUAAAGCCAGCUGAUUUUCCUACAUUCACUGGGAAAGAAAGCGAAGAUAUCGAUGAAUGGAUCGCACAAGUAUCCGCCAUAAAAGAGUACAGUGCCACGAACGAUUCCGAAAUCCUCACAGUCCUUCCACUGGUCCUGCGAGAUACUGCAUUAAGAUGGUUUACAAAUUUAGGCGAGACAAGACGCACUACUCUUAGAUCAUGGGGAAUUUGGCAGCACGCCUUACGACAAGCGUUUCGGCCGCCAAAUUAUCAAACAAAAACACUUCGAAAGCUAAAAUAUCGGGUGCUCACUGCCGAAGAAUCGGUGACGGACUAUUUCUACGACAAAUGCCGUCUUCUGCGAGCGGUAUUUGGUGAUGAUGUCAACGAUCAUACAAUGGUAUCUGAUAUAGUCGAUGGUCUACCGAGUGAUCUUAAAAUGUUUGUUCUCACUCGUGUCACACCAAAAACAAGUGUGGAAGAACUUCGUCGUAUUCUCAUCGACUUCGACUCGGUUAUGAGAGAAAGCGUUGGUGAUAAUAUUCAGGUUGAGAACCAGAAACCAGCACAUAAGCUCAAAGAGGAUCAUCCACAAUCCCGACCUCGAGAUCAAAACAGAUUCAACACAAUUCCUCCUACUCCAUGUCCCAUAUGCCGUGGAUCACAUUGGAAAAACGAAUGUCCGCAUAGGAAGAAGGUGGAUGCCACGUGA